Molecule: messenger RNA, 1491 nt
Organism: Penicillium odoratum
Lineage: Eukaryota; Fungi; Ascomycota; Eurotiomycetes; Eurotiales; Aspergillaceae
Product: inositol phosphosphingolipid phospholipase
Exons: 1
Coding region: 1-1491 (496 amino acids)
Cellular component (GO): cytoplasm
Molecular function (GO): sphingomyelin phosphodiesterase activity
Source: RefSeq, a predicted model, not a curated record
AUGGCUACCUCAAUUAUUCCGAGUGAGCCUCCUACUCACAUCCGAAUACUGACCCUCAAUUGCUGGGGUCUCAAAUACCUUGCCACCUACCGCCAUGAACGACUUUCCGAGAUCGGUCGACAGCUGGCUCUGGCCAGUCCACCCCCCGAGAUCGUCGGUCUGCAGGAAUGCUGGACACAGCAAGACUACGAGAGCAUCCGUGAUCAAACGCGACACAUCCUACCCUAUGGAAAAUUCUAUUACGGAGGUAUAUUCGGUGCGGGGUUGGCGAUUCUGUCAAAGUGGCCAAUCGAAGAGAGCAGCAUGUAUGGAUACCCGCUGAACGGGCGGCCAACAGCCUUCUUCCGUGGCGAUUGGUUCGUGGGCAAAGGUGUAGCCUGUGCCAGAGUACGAUUCGGACCGGGCGCAGCAGAUGUCGCAGAGGUGUUUUGCACUCAUCUGCACGCCCCCUAUGAGCGAGAACCUCACGAUUCGUAUCUCUGUCAUCGCACAGCGCAAGCGUGGGAGAUCUCUAAGCUUAUGCGGGGUGCUGCAGAGCGAGGGCAUCUGGUAAUUGGGCUGGGCGACUUUAACAUGCUGCCUUCUUCCUUUGCACACCGAUUGAUUAGCGCUCAGAGCCCCGUUCGUGACGUUUGGCGCGAAUUGCACCCGGAUUCCUCCCUCGGCGCCGCAAUCAACCCUGUUGAGCAAGCUAGGAAACGUCCAAUUCCAUCUGCAGAGUUCAACCUGCUUGAGAACGGUGCUACGUGCGACGGUGCUUUCAAUACCUGGCGCUGGUCCAAAGAUCGCCAGAAACGACUUGACAAGGGCGAGGAGAUCAUCGUUGACAAGGACGAUGCCGACCCUCGCGCGAAGCGUCUAGACUAUAUCUUCGUUGGUGAUGGAGGAUAUCCCCCUGAGUUCCCUGCCCCCCGUUGGUGCGUUGAAUCGGCAAAGGUCAGCAUGACUGAGCGCCACCCGACCCUCCGCUGCUCUCUGAGUGACCAUUUUGCCGUUGAGGCGGUCAUCACUCGCUCUUCUGGUGCUGCUACUAUCGAAUCCGGAGCUCAAGCUCCAGUUGAACGACUUCAAUCACAGAGCACUCCUUCUCUCCACACAACAGCGUCCAAACAAGUCUCUCCCAAUGCCGCCCUUUCCCCAGACACUUAUGACCACAUCAUCGAGAUGAUCCACACUUACGUGCAGCGAGAACGAUCACAGCGUCGCUGGCGUCUCGCGCAUUUCAUCCUGUCGAUCGUGAUCUCUAUUGGAUGCAUGGUGGGUGUAUGGUGGGUGGGUAGCCGCACGUAUAUCGGCUUUAUUCUUGUCCUGGUCAGCACAUUAAACUUCGGCGCUGGUAUUCUGGAUGGCUUGAUUGGUGGACUCUUCAUGUCGAGCGAACUACGUGCGCUGAAAGAAUUCGAGUGGGAAGUCCAGACUGCAAAGGAUCUGGUUGUGGCUGCUGAAAAACGGCCUGUUUCUAGUGCCGGGGGUUCAGAGAAAAGAGCUUGA